AUGGCGCUGUCAAGCUCGUGGGAUGGCUCCAACAUCCAUGAGGACCACAUCGCGUUCCUCCGCCAGACGCGACGCCUGCCCGGCGAGGACUUCAUUCGGACUACUUUCCUGGCUACUCCGUCGUCGCCGCCCAAACUAUCGAGGCCCAUCGCGAAUCCCGGCGGGCCGAAGGCGCUGCAGGUGUGCGAGGUUGAGGACCUCCCGGCGGCGGGGGAGGGUGAGGUGCUUGUCGGGGUGGCCGCCAUCAGCGUCAAUCACGACGACACGGUCCAGCGGCGGGGCCGGUACCCGCCGCCGGCCGGUGCCUCGCCCUACCCGGAGCUCGAGUGCUCUGACACCAACGUCACGCUCAGGGCCAACGACUCCCCGCACUGGGCCGUCAGUACGCAGGUGUGCGCGCCGCUUACCGGCGGCGGGUAUGCGGUGAAGGUGGUGGUUUCGGCGGGGCAGGUGCUCCCGGUGAUGGAGGGGGUGUCACUGACUAACGCCGCCAGCUUGCCUAAGGUGGCCUGCACCGUCUGGUCCACCGUCUUCAUUACAAAUCACCACUCCCCCGGUGAAUCCUUCCUUAUGCAUGGUGGAUCAAGUGGAAUCAGUACAUUCGCUGUACAGAUUGCAAAGCACCUUGGUGUUAAGUUUUUUGUCACUGUAGGUUUGUUAAUUUUACACUUGAUAAGAGAGGAAAUAAUAUAUAGUAAGUUCUUUUUCUGAAACUGCCCGUGCGUUGCGACGGGCGCAUAUGUAUUCUAUAGUGAUUCAAAACUGAUUACAUGCAUACUACUUUUAAUUAAGAUCCGCAUGCACAUCAAGCAACAUUGUCCGACUUCUUUUACCAUUAUAAAUCACUUUUUUAGGGAUGUAAAUCACCUUUCUUUCUCCACCUAUUCCACCCACAUAUACAGUUCGAAGUAUGUGUGCAUCAGUUAUAUUAUCACGUA
Triticum aestivum (bread wheat) is the source of this 938-nucleotide messenger RNA. Its product is annotated as quinone oxidoreductase PIG3-like. The record is from RefSeq and is a predicted model, not a curated record. The transcript is spliced from 7 exons. Bases 1 to 711 code for a protein of 236 amino acids. Gene Ontology annotation, molecular function: oxidoreductase activity, acting on NAD(P)H; NADPH binding. NCBI's taxonomy places the organism in Eukaryota, Viridiplantae, Streptophyta, Magnoliopsida, Poales, Poaceae.